AAUGGUGUAGCCCCCGAAAACGAUGACGUUUUAUUACGAACUCUUGCUGUGUUGUCACACCAGCUGUUUGCAGGAGGGACAACAAAGUGUCAGUGAGCAAGGUUGUUUUGCAGGAAUUCGGAAUUGAAGAAUGAAAGCGAUCGCUGCGUAAAGACAUGAGACGGAAGUUACGGCAGGAAUGACAGUUUGCAAAAGUGAACAAUUUCUCACAUAAGUGCUUACAUAAGACUGCAAGACGAUAUCGAAUGGUGGCAAGGGAAAGAGUGAUUAAAGGUCGCUUUAAAUAAAGCCCAGACUAAUAACAAACUUCCUGGCUGUAUCUUCGGCAAGGAUUUAGAGCCACACUCCGCUCGCAGAAGGUGUGCGCCAACAAGUGGCGCGAGUUUGCGUGCGAGCAAGCAUGAACGUGGGCACGGCUCACAGCGAGGUCAACCCCAACACACAGGUGAUGAACAGUCGAGGCAUAUGGCUCUCCUACGUCCUAGGCAUAGGGCUGCUGCACGUCAUUCUGCUCAGCAUCCCUUUUGCCAGUGUCUCCGUUGUCUGGACCCUCACCAACCUUAUACACAAUAUGUGCAUGUACCUGCUGCUGCACACGGUGAAGGGGACGCCGUUCGAGACGCCGGAUCAGGGCAAGGCCCGGCUGCUGACACACUGGGAGCAGAUGGACUACGGCGUCCAGUUCACCGCCUCACGCAAGUUCCUUACCAUCACACCCAUCAUACUGUAUUUCCUCACCAGCUUCUACACAAAGUACGACCGGAUCCACUUCAUCAUCAACACAGUAUCCCUCCUCACUGUUCUCAUUCCCAAGCUCCCUCAGCUCCACGGUGUGCGUAUCUUUGGCAUAAAUAAGUACUGAGGGACAAGGGGCCAGAGACCUCUGUGUGUGUGUGUGUGUGUGUGUGUGUGUGUGUGUGUGUGUGUGUGUGUGUGUGUGUG
Molecule: messenger RNA, 942 nt
Organism: Clupea harengus (Atlantic herring)
Lineage: Eukaryota; Metazoa; Chordata; Actinopteri; Clupeiformes; Clupeidae
Gene: ormdl3
Product: ORMDL sphingolipid biosynthesis regulator 3
Cellular component (GO): endoplasmic reticulum membrane
Source: RefSeq, a predicted model, not a curated record